Cyprinus carpio (common carp) is the source of this 2326-nucleotide messenger RNA. Its product is annotated as E3 SUMO-protein ligase ZBED1-like. Gene Ontology annotation, molecular function: protein dimerization activity. Bases 219 to 1784 code for a protein of 521 amino acids. The record is from RefSeq and is a predicted model, not a curated record. The transcript has 2 exons. Lineage: Eukaryota; Metazoa; Chordata; Actinopteri; Cypriniformes; Cyprinidae.
AACUGUGUCAGGGAAAAGUCAAGUACUCUGGUAAUACCACGAAUUUGAGGGCACAUUUAGCAAGACACCAUUCAGACACUCAGUUAAACGAACAGCAAGCUAAACGAGUCGAUUCGUCACAACUCACCCUUGCUCAAGUUCAAACGCACAAAUUACCAACGACUUCAACUCGUGCAACCAAAAUAACCCAGUCGGUAGUUUAUUUCAUUUGUAAAGACAUGCGCCCGCUCAGUGUGGUUGAAAACGAAGGUUUCCGUUAUAUGGUGCAAACAAUGGAGCCUCGUUACACUAUACCGUCCCGGCAACACAUCACUGAUAUCGCUGUGCCCAAUCUUUACAAGGAGGUUAAAACAAACGUGUUGGAAUGUCUAGCUUUAGCUGAGAAGGUUGCCUUGACGUGUGACGCUUGGACGUCUAGGGCUACCGAGUCAUAUGUGACGCUUACGGUCCAUCACAUAACUGACGAAUGGAAGCUGGAAUCCUGUGUACUGCAGACGAGAGCGAUGUACGAUAGCCACACCGGAGAGAACAUCGCUGCCCUACUGAAAGAGGCCGUUGCUGAGUGGCGUCUGAACAUAAAAGAUCCUGUCUUAGUUACAGAUAAUGCAGCAAAUAUGCAUGUGGCGGCUGAACUUGCCGGCAUGAGCCACAUACGGUGCUUUGCACACAGUCUUAACCUCGCCUCACAGAAAGCGCUGAAAGUGCCAUCAGUGGAUCGACUACUCGGCAGGGUCAGACGCGUCACCGCAUUUUUCAGACGCAGCACCAUAGCUAGCCAGCAGCUUAAACAAAAUCAGCUCCUGCUCAAGCUACCAAAGCACAGACUAAUUACAGACGUUGUUACAAGGUGGAACAGCUCGUAUGAUAUGGUGGACAGGUUUUUAGAGCAGCAGCCAGCCAUCUGUGCAGCUCUCCUUUCAACAGAGGUCCGCAAGAGUGAGAAGGAUAUAUUCACACUGACUGAUGCUGACAUCACAUGUGCUGAAGCAGUACUCAAGGCACUCAAGCCCAUGAAGGAUGCUACCUUAGUGAUGUCAGAGGAGAGCAUGCCUACUGUUUCCAUCAUUGCACCACUUUAUGCAAAGCUUGUCACGGGCACAGAAGAACACCUGGAUGACACACAAACCGUGAAGAGUAUCAAGGCUGCUAUAGCAAAAGAUCUGGGAAAGAGAUAUGCUGGUGAUGAACAGGAUAUACUGCGAAUGGCAUCAGCUCUUGAUCCUCGGUUUAAGGAUCUACCAUUUCUCUCUGAAGCAGAGGCCAAUGAUAUCUACUUCAAAAUAACUGAUGCUGUGGUGGAUGACCUCACCAAGCAACAGAAUCAGCAAGGAGAGGUAGAAAGUCCAAUGGAGGAAACUGGCUGGUCAGAGGAGGUUGAUCAGCCAAACUACGAGGAUGGCCCUGUAUCCACCCAGUCCCCCAGCAAGAGACCAAGGAGCUCAUGUGCUUUGGCAGACUUGCUUGGACCUACUUUUGCCUCUACCAAAAACAAUGCAACACCAAAAUCUGCACAUUACACUGCAACAGCUGAGGUUAAACGUUUUAGGGAAGAACCCCCUUUGCCACUUCCAGAGAAUCCUCUCAGUUGGUGGAAGUUCCAUGAGCACGAGUACCCUCACCUAUCCAAAGUUGCGAAGCGCUUUCUUUGCAUUCCCGGUACAAGUGUCUCUUCGGAGAGAGUUUUCUCCUCUGCGGGAGAUAUUGUUAAUGCACAGAGAAGUGUCUUAAAGCCUGAGCAUGUUGAUCAGCUGGUUUUCCUCCACAAAAACCUUAAGAUUAAAUAAGCUUCCCUUUUCAUUGAUUUAAUUAGUGUUACAUUCCUAAAUGUUUCCUUUAGGAAUUGUGUUUUUGUAACACUAAGUGUUAUGUGUUGGAUGUACCCAUAUUAGUGCAAGCAUUUUUUUAAUGACAGAUUGCACCUCAGAUUGCACCUAAUGUGUUAUGCAUUAGCCUAGAUGUCACAGUCAGGGGCUAUGUAUUUUCUUUAAUUGACAAUUUACAUUUGUUCCUUAAUGUUUCCUUUAGGAAUCGUGUUCGUGUUUUUACAACACAAAACGUGUUGGUCUGUUGGAUGUACCCUGUGUUCUAGGAAUAGUGCAAGCAUUAUUUUUAUUGACACAGACAGAUGUCUUUUAUUUUUUUCAGAUUGCACAUAAUGUGUAUGUGUUAUGUAUUGUGACAGGGGCUAUGUAUUUUCUUUUAUUAUGGCCUACUUGAGCAUAUAAAAAUUUGCUCACUAAGAACCUGUGAACCACAAAUCCCAAACUGUUUGAUUUUCUGUGUACUGAAUUGUUUACCAAAAGUAAACUUCUUUGAGUUUUAUGCA